CCGACAUUGAAGUCAUCACGUGAUAAUUUACCGCCAAGAUUUCUCGCUAAAUCGUCUGCGCUAACGCCCAGCUCCCACAUUCUGGAUUUUGCGGUGAAGCAAAAGAUUUCCUCCUUUCAACGACCAACGACAACAACGCCAACGUUUAUCACCAACCGCCACGAUGACCAAGAUCAACUCCGCCCUCCACUCCUCAAGGAGAAAGUCGCGCAAGGCUCAUUACGAUGCCCCAUCCAGCGUCAGACGUACCAUCAUGAGCGCACCUCUCAGCAAGGAGCUCCGUGAGAAGUACAACGUCCGCUCCAUCCCAAUCAGAAAGGAUGACGAGGUCACCGUCGUUCGCGGAUCCAACAAGGGCCGUGAGGGCAAGAUCACCUCCGUCUACCGUCUCAAGUACAUCGUGCACAUCGAGCGUGUCGUCCGCGAGAAGUCCUCCGGACAAUCCGUCCCAAUCGGCGUCCACCCAUCAAAGGUCGUCAUCACCAAGUUGAAGCUCGACAAGGACCGUGAGAACAUACUGGAGCGCAUCAAGGCCGGCCGCGAGAUCAAGGAGAAGUUGAAGACCAAGGCAAAGGCCUAGAUGGAGUGGGCAUAUAAACGAAUGUACGGAUGGAUGGAAAACCCUGGGCAUAUUGGCGUCUUUGGCAGGAUUUGUUAUUUGCACAUCAGUUCGGCUGCUGACUGGCUGGCUGGUGCUGCUAGGCAUAGGGAAUGAACAACAAAGACAAAAAUUAUGGCCAUUUCACAUCCUCUGUGCUUGCACGUUGGUUCAAAUUGUGAAAU
Messenger RNA from Cadophora gregata, 783 nucleotides. It is a transcript of the gene RPL26, whose product is annotated as 60S ribosomal protein L26. NCBI's taxonomy places the organism in Eukaryota, Fungi, Ascomycota, Leotiomycetes, Helotiales, Ploettnerulaceae. The coding region runs from base 164 to 580 and encodes 138 amino acids. Gene Ontology annotation, cellular component: cytosolic large ribosomal subunit; ribosome. Gene Ontology annotation, biological process: ribosomal large subunit biogenesis; cytoplasmic translation. The record is from RefSeq and is a predicted model, not a curated record. The transcript is spliced from 3 exons. Gene Ontology annotation, molecular function: structural constituent of ribosome; RNA binding.